AUGUGUGUGGCCGGCAUCUGUAAAAACGAACGGAGAGUUAGUGCUGGCAAACGAUUGAUAAAGGGACAAUCUAUCUUUGGACAGCAGGGCGCCCACUUGAAAGACAAACGCAUACAGGGAAAUAUUCGUUCACGCAGGGCAAGUUGCACAGUAAGGAUUUCUCGGUCUCUCUCAUUCUCUCUCUCUCUCUCUCUCUCUCUCUCUCUAUCUCUCUCUCUCUCUAUCUAUCUAUCUAUCUAUCUAUCUAUCAUACAAACACAUCAAACACAAACACAACUCUCAAAUUCUAACACUCAUCUUCAUCCCUCUUCCUUACUGUCACUAUCUAUCUAUCUAUCUAUCUAUCUAUCUAUCUAUCUAUCUAUCUAUCUCUCUUUCUCUCUCCCUCUUUCGCUCUCUCUCUCUCUCUCUCUAUAUAUAUAUAUAUAUAUAUAUAUCUUUUAUCUAUCUAUCUAUCUUCUGCUUAUAUUUGUUAAUCUAUCCCAUUCAGUAAUUUAUCACCGUCUGCUUAUAUCUAUCGAUCUAUAUAAGUCAGUUAAUAUCUAUCUAUCUAUCUAUCUAUCUAUCUAUCUAUCUAUCUAUCUGUCAGUUUCUGUUAUCUAUCUAUCUAUCUAUCUAUCUAUCUAUCUUCUGCUCAUAUUUGUUAAUCUAUCCCAUUCAGUAAUUUAUCACCGUCUGCUUAUAUCUAUCGAUCUAUAUAAUAAUCUAUCACAUCUUAUAUCUAUUGAUCUAUCUAAUUCAGUUAUCUAUCUAUCUAUCUAUCUAUCUAUCUAUCUAUCUAUCUAUCUAUCUAUCUAUCUUUUUCUGCUUAUAUUUGUUAAACUAUCUCAUUCAGUAAUCUAUCACAUCUUAUAUCUAUUGAUCUAUCUCAUUCGGUUAUCUAUCUAUCUAUCUAUCUAUCUAUCUAUCUAUCUAUCUAUCUAUCUCCAUCAAUUCAUAUCUAUUUAUCAGUGGAGAAACUGGGUCAUCAAUGCUUGUCGGGUUCAUUACAAUCUUUAA
Molecule: messenger RNA, 999 nt
Organism: Acanthosepion pharaonis
Lineage: Eukaryota; Metazoa; Mollusca; Cephalopoda; Sepiida; Sepiidae
Source: the annotation of a GenBank genome assembly